AUGUAUCAUUGUAUCAAUGCAUGCAUUGAAGUCCUUGCUUCUCUGUAUGAUGCAUUUCUUGCAAGCGUGCAAUUAAAGAAGCCCACUGGUCUGCAGAAGGGGCUCACUCUGAAUCUUGCUUUAUUAACACUGAUUCUGGGUACUGGGGGUACCUUCCAGUAUGGGUUACACAUCUCACUCAUCAAUGCUCCGGCCAAAUAUAUUCAAACAUUCAUCAAUGGCACCUGGCAACAUCGUUACGGAUCAUCCCUUCAGCCGGACACAGUCUUACUGUUGUGGUCCUUCAUUGUGUCUGUGUAUAGCAUUGGAGGCUUGCUAGGGGCUCUGGCAGUUGGACACCUCUCAGUCACAUUUGGAAGAAAAAAGACUCAGCUUUACAACAACUUGGCUGCUCUGCUGGGUGCUCUUCUGAUGGGAAUGAGCCAGACUGCCCAUUCUUUUGAGAUGAUUAUAUUAGGACGAUUGUGUUAUGGCAUAAAUGCAGGUGUUAGUCUGAAUCUACAUACAAUGUACAUAGGGGAGUGUGCCCCCCAGAGACUACGUGGGAUGAUAACUGUAACUGUGUCUUUCUUUAUCGCUUUUGGAAAAUUGAUGGGUUUCGUCAUAGGACUCAGGGAAUUCAUGGGCUCAGAGGAACUAUGGCCUUAUCUUAUGGCAGUUAGUGCUAUCCCUGCACUCAUUCAGUUAGCAACACUGCCCUUCUUCCCUGAAUCUCCACGUUACCUCCUUAUUGAUAAAGGCGAUACGGAUGGUUGUCUGAAAGCUAUGCAGCAAUUGUGGGGUCCAGGAGACCACAGUCGGGAGGUGAAAGAAAUGUUAAAGGAGAAGAUGGCAAUGGAAGGAAACCAGAUAAAAGGCAUGAAGGAUCUCCUGUCCGAUCGCGCUGUACGGUGGCAAAUGAUCAUGAUGGUGCUAACCUGUGGGGGAAUACAGCUCAUCGGGAUCAAUGCGGUUUAUUUCUAUGCAUAUGACAUUUUCCAGAAUGCAGGUAUACGAGAAAGUCAGAUUCCUUAUGUGUCCUUGGGCAUCGGCUUAACUGAAAUUCUCACAACAAUACUGUGUGGGUCUAUCAUUGACUGUCUUGGCAGGAGGGUCCUACUGUGGAUGAAUUAUGGGGUCUUGGCAUUGACCCUUGCUUUGCUUACUACAACUCUCUCACUGCAGGACAAUUAUAGUUGGCUCCCUUAUGUAUCUUCCAUGCUUAUCUUCAUAUUCACACUCAGCUAUGGUUUGGGACCUGGUGGAGUCUCUUGUGUCCUUGCCACUGAGUUGUUUAUUCAAUCAUACAGACCAGCCGCAUACAGCCUAAUUGGAAUAAUGAACUGGGUUGGGUUGUUCGUCCUGGCACUGGUUUUCCCUUUCAUCGAGGAAGCAUUGGGGCCCUUCUGCUUUAUUUUCUUCUUACUUUACUGCUUUUUCAUGACUGUGUUCACGCUCCUGAUGUUGCCAGAGACCAAGGAUAAAAGCAUCAUUGAGAUUCUGGAAUCCUUUAACCACCUCAACAUAAGGGAGAAGAAUCACAUUCCUGUCUAUGACACUCAACUUUAAGAUUACAGAGUGUUCCCAUGCUUGUGCAACAUAGCAGUUGAACAGUAAAACAGGAGUUUAUAAACUAUUGUACAGAUGCCUUUUUAUAAUGUAAAAAUUCACAGGUGUCACAAUGUAGGGUAGGGGUAUUUUAUUGAAGAUUAAAGGACAAACAGAUACAACGUUUCGGCCUUUAGGUCUUAAUCAUGUAAAGGCCGAAACGUUGUAUCUUUUGGCCUUUGAUCUUCAAUAAAAUACCUCUACCUUCAC
Molecule: messenger RNA, 1797 nt
Organism: Pelobates fuscus (common spadefoot toad)
Lineage: Eukaryota; Metazoa; Chordata; Amphibia; Anura; Pelobatidae
Product: solute carrier family 2, facilitated glucose transporter member 11-like
Exons: 12
Coding region: 1-1548 (515 amino acids)
Biological process (GO): monosaccharide transmembrane transport
Cellular component (GO): plasma membrane
Molecular function (GO): hexose transmembrane transporter activity
Source: RefSeq, a predicted model, not a curated record